Molecule: messenger RNA, 3681 nt
Organism: Caenorhabditis briggsae
Lineage: Eukaryota; Metazoa; Nematoda; Chromadorea; Rhabditida; Rhabditidae
Exons: 14
Coding region: 1-3681 (1226 amino acids)
Biological process (GO): glycogen metabolic process
Cellular component (GO): phosphorylase kinase complex
Molecular function (GO): calmodulin binding
Source: RefSeq, a predicted model, not a curated record
AUGCGAUCCCGGAGCGGCUCCGGGGUUCGCCUCGAUCGCAUUCUGUUCAUGGUGGAACAGACAAUUUGUAGCCACCAGAACCCAAUCACCGCGCUGUUCGCAAAUCAGAAAGAUUUUCCAGGUCAUGCGUGGGUCCGUGACAAUGUCUAUAUCGCUCAAGCUCUGUGGGCUCUUUAUCGAGCAUACAUGAAGUGUGCAGACUUUGAUGAAGAUCUAACGAAGGCAAAAGAAUUAGGAUUCACAUGCGUAAAAAUGAUGCAGUCCAUCUUGGAAUGCUUGAUGCGACAAGCAGACAAAUUGGAGCAAUUCAAGAAGUACCAACGCCCUCUCGAUGCCUUACACUCUAAAUACGCUGUCGCUACAAAAGGGACUGUUUGUGGAGAUGCUGACUGGGGACAUCUUCAAAUGGAUGCGAUUUCACUAUACCUUCUCACACUUGCUCAAAUCACAGCAUCUGGUCUCCAAGUUGUCAGAAACUUCGAUGAAGUGGCAUUCAUUCAAAAUUUGGUUUACUACAUCGAAACUGGAUACAGAACACCUGAUUACGGAGUCUGGGAACGUGGAGACAAAACCAAUCAAGGAAUUCGUGAACUGAAUGCUUCAUCCAUCGGAAUGGUUAAAGCAGCUCUGCAAGCUCUCAAUGAUGUCGGAGAUCUCUUUGUAGAUGGAUCACGAGGAUCAGUGGUUCAUGUUCUUCCCGAUGAAAUUGAACAAUGCUCUGCGGUUCUUUCCAGUAUGCUUCCGAGAGAGUCAUUCAGUAAAGAAACGGAUGCUGCACUUCUUGGAAUUAUCAGCUAUCCAGCAUUCUGUGUUGAAGACCCAGAAUUGGUAGCUCAAACGAGGGAAACUAUCACUCAUAGGUUGUUAGGAAAGUACGGAUGCCGCCGAUUCAUGCGUGAUGGUUACAAGACUGUUCUAGAAGAUGGUUCUCGUCUUUACUACAACAAAUCAGAACUCCAACAAUUUGAAGAUAUUGAAUGCGAAUGGCCCAUUUUUCUGUGCUAUCUAAUUUUAGAUGCUAUGUAUUCGAAAGACGAUGAGGCCGUGGAAGCUUAUUGGCAGCAACUAGAAAGUGUUUUAGUUUUGAGUGACAAGGGAUUCCGCCUUGUCCCAGAGCUCUAUGUAGUUCUCAGGGAACAUGUAUCCGCCGAGAAAGCACAUCCUAGCACACAGCCUCGUGUUCCUGGUGGAGCAACACCAUUCCUUUGGGCCCAAUCAUUGUAUGUGAUUAUCUGUUUGCUUUAUGAAGGAUUUCUUCUUCCCGCUGAACUUGAUCCUCUCAGUAGACGUCUAUCUGUUUACGAGAAGAGACCUCCAUGUGAGGUUCAAGUGACAGUUUUAGCUGAAUCGGCCGAUGUUCAACGAGAACUUCGCGCCCACGAUAUUCAUGUGCAACGUGUAGAUGAGAUCGAUCCAGUUUUUACGAUUCUCCCAGCAUCCGCUCUUGGACACUUAUUGGAAAAAAUUGGCGAAUCCAAGAAGCUGAAUCUUUCCGGAAGACCGCUAGAUCGCCCAAUCGGCUUGUUGAGUACCAGUCGUCUGUACCAAAUAGGAAACAAAUUCGUCAUUUUUACUCCCCAAUUCAUGGACUCCCGACGUUCUCAUCUGAUGUACGAUAUUCGAAUUCUAACAGACGAAUGGAGCAGUGAGCUACAGUAUAUUUAUGCAUCAUGGAAUAGUGUCAGCAUCAGUGGAAGGCCACUUGUUGUUCUGGUUAUCACUCAAGGAAUGCUUUCGACUGAAGGACUUUCGCACUUUUCAAAUAUUCAUCUGAAUCGUCAUAUGAAGUCUACUGUAAUCGGAGCUAUCAAGAAAAUCAACACUGGAUAUUUGAGUGGAGCUCGAGUGGUUAUGAAGGAUUUGUCAGACUUCUUCCGUACGACGGCAGUCAGUAAAAUGGAAUUCCGGGAUAAGAAGGCCGAGGAGAUGUUGAGAAGUGUGGCAGCUGAAAAAGUGCAAUUCACAUUACUAACAGAAGAUGCAACAGAAGCGAAAAGUGAAAAAAUGGCUUCACCACGAGGCCCAAGAACACUGAAACGUGGAGAAUCCGUGAAGGAUAGAAGCGCCUACUCACUGAUUCAUAAAGCGUCUAUGAGACAUCGCUCGAUUGCGCUCGACAGCAAUGAUGCGGAUCUCAUCCAACUCCGUUUGGCUUACAAGUCUCGACCAAGAGAUCUUCAUGAAAUGGAUUCACCUCGACAGUCGCCACCUCUCGGACAGAAGCCACUUGGUCUGGUCAAAGAACACAGUUCUGGAGAAUUACGACAGCAAUUGCUGAAGACUACAAGACGUGGAGCAGAAAAUGAAACAGCUCACAGAGAUCUGAAAACGGAGCAGAUCAUGGAAAUGAAAGCAGACGAUUUGUUGGAUCUUUUGAAUGAAACAACAGUUCUUGAAGAACAAAUUUCGAUCGUUCACUGCUUGUGGAUGAAAUUUGGACCAGACUAUGACACAGAACUAGGUUGCCAGCAUAUCACAGUUCGAAUGUUGAUGGAAGAAGUGCACACCAAGGCAUGCGAAGCUCGUGAAUGGGCGCUUGUCAGAUUGACAGCUGGUCUUCUCAAAAAACAGCUUGAAGAACUGAGCAAAGCUGUAACACAUCUUCUUGUCCGGCAGAAACAAAUAACGGUUGGAAUGGCUUCGAAAAAAGAGGAAGUGAUCACUUGCCCUAAAACGAAUGAAGAACUUGAGAAGAUUAUGAAUCGUGCUUACGGUGAUGAUGCGAACUCAUUCACACUCGCACAAGAAAUCAUCGUGUAUUUGGGAUCUCUUGUUCGCACCGAGCCAAAACUCUUUCUUGAAAUGUUCCGACUGCGGAUCGGUCUUAUCAUCCAGGUUCUCGCCUCCGAACUCGCACGUCUUCGGAAUCUGUCUGGAACAGAGGCAGCUGAAACUUUGUUAACCGUAUCACCUUUUGAACUCAAAUCAAUGAUAUUCUCAUUGCUUUCUGGACGACUCCUUGAAGAAUACGCUGAAGAUGGAUUCCAUUAUGGAGACACCAUCCGAGAAACUCGAACUGGAAUCGGAUCAUUCCGACGACAAAUUGAAGAACGUAAAUCUCUUAGAAAAUCGACUAGAAGUGUGGGUGGAUUAGAUAUUCCCAAGGAAGAAGACGAAGAAGACGAAGCGGAUGAGGAUGAUUUCCAAUUUGGAAUAUGGUUGAGACAUCGUCGAAUUGAUGGUGCUUUGAACAGAGUUCCAAAUGGUUUCUAUGCAAUCUUAUGGGAUACUGUACAUAAAAUGCCACAUGGUGUGAAGAUCAACGACACGAUUCUUCAUUGGGGACUCACCCAGGAAAUGACAAGAAAGGAAAUUAAGUUUGCAUUGGAAGUCGAGGAAGCUCUCAAUAGAAUAGCAGAACCGGAAUAUCGAGAACUUGUAGUGGAGACGCUAUGGCUUUUGGGAAGACUUGAGAAGUUGGUGCUCCUUGAGCAGCCCAAUAUUCCUAGAGAUAGACCAUUGGAUGUGGACCACAUUCUACAUGUUGCUAAUCAAAUUUUCGUAAAUCAUAAUAAACAACUUGAAACUCUCGUAUUGGAAUGCUGCGCCUCAUCAAAUCCGAAUAACACAAAAUGCGAUGGAGCCCGCAGCAUCUGUAAACACUUCUAUGAUUCAGCACCAGCUGGAGAGUACGGUACCAGUCACUAUAUCAUCCGUGCUCUUAUGCAGCUUUACUCUUGA